Molecule: messenger RNA, 1638 nt
Organism: Ruditapes philippinarum (Manila clam)
Lineage: Eukaryota; Metazoa; Mollusca; Bivalvia; Venerida; Veneridae
Product: L-proline trans-4-hydroxylase-like
Exons: 8
Coding region: 160-1047 (295 amino acids)
Source: RefSeq, a predicted model, not a curated record
AUUUUAUCUCAUAUUUGUGUGAAUUUCGUAUCAUGACAAGACCCGUAUGUGAUAAACUUUUAAAAUUAUACAAUGUCAUUGUUAUAUGUUAUCGUAUGUAAACAUUGUGUGUGUUAGAGCAGGUAAACACUCAAAUCUUUGAAGUUUCAAGCGUUUAAAAUGGAGGUUGUUUAUGAUGAGGAGGAUUAUGAUGUGACAACGGAAAUGAAAAAUGCAUUCUUAAAGCAAGGAUAUAUCAUUGUAAGAAAAUUAUUUCGAUCAGAAGAGAUACAACAGAUGAUCAGAAACUAUGAAGAAGGAAAGGCUUAUCACCAAUAUGAAUUCUUUGUGAAAGAUUGUGAUGACAAAUCAACCAUUCAGACCACGUGGAACUAUCCAGGAAAUGACGUUUUUGGUAUGGCGGCAAAAACGCAGAAAAUGGUGGAAACCUGUUCACAGCUUCUGGGCGGCGAAGUGUACCACUAUCAUUCAAAGAUUGUUAUUAAACCUCCAAAAACAGGCGGACAGAGAUGUUGGCACCAAGAUUAUGGAAGCUGGUACAACUUUGUCCCUUUUCCUGAAUUGAUUACAGCCUUCAUUGCAAUUGAUCCAGUCAAUAAAGAAAAUGGAUGUCUGCAGGUUUUAGAAGGUUCACAAACUGCUGGAAAAAUUGAACAUACACUUACCGGAGGUGAAAUUGGGGCUGAUAUAAAUCUAGUGCAAGAAUUACACAAUUUUUGCCCGCUUAAAUACAUAGAACAAGAACCCGGUGAUGUUAUUUUCUUACAUUGUAAUACUCUAUAUAAAAGUGACGUCAAUACCAGUGACGAAAGAAGAAUGGCAUUCCUUCCUGUUUAUAACCGGAAGAGCAACAGUCCUGUCAAAGAAGGGAUACAUCCGGGUUACUCACCAUUGGAUGUUGUAUAUAAUGACGCCGUCUUAGAUUGUGAAAACUUCACCGACCUCGAUGGUAAAGGAUUUAUUGACACAAGUGAUCCGGAAUGUCUGAAAACUAUUGUAAAUCUGGACUCCUCAGACGCUCUGAAGGACACUGUUUACAAUACCUGAUGUCAUAAGAAUUUGGAUGAAGAUUUCUCAUCGAAAACUAAAUAAGUUGUGUUCUGUUUUAAGAAUGAUAUAAGUGCAGAUUUUAAAUGAAUUGGUACCUUCAUUUAAUCUUGUUACUUCAUUUAAUCUUGUUCAGUGUCAGCUUCAACCCAAUUUUAUGAAAAAAAAUGCUCAAGUCCGGUUAUUCUUUGUUAUUCAUCUGACGUUUUAUACAUUUUAUCGUCCAUCUGCAUUUGAAGUAAUUAUAAAUUAUCAAAUAAUUACAAAUAAGCCGUAUGUUAUAAUAAUGUAUGUACACUCAAACCUGUGAUUAAAGUCCAUUUAUAGGAGGGACAAAGAAUGGUCUAUUUACAAAAGUGGUCUUUAUUAAGAGGUCACUCUGUUCUACUAAAUCAGUAAAGGUUUGUCAUAGUGUGGUCUUUAUUCACAUGGUGAUCUUUAUUCGGAGGUGGUCUUAAACACAUGUUUUACUGUAUAGCUUUUGUAAGCAGAGAGGACCACCAUGAGCUAUUGCAGCUCUCGCUCCUUAUUGCUUUAAUAUAUUCAUUAUGUGCGAGUUUGUCUUAAAUAAAAAUAUAUACCAAAUUCCUA